CGCUGAGUCGAUUCUGAGUUGGAAGCGCAGCGCAACGGGGACACAGAGAGACGCGGAUCGGCGCUGCCAGGGGACUGGGGAAACCUCUGCUGGAAACUGGAUCUGUGAGUGAGAUUCUGUCUGACCUCGGGACCUACGGAGAGCCCUGAUUCCCUGGGACUACAGCACCUUCUAGCUGGGCUUAUUGCACUUACCUGAGCUGCUGCUGCCUCCUGAGUCGCCGACCCCUAGACGCUGAUACAUGUAUCCCUGCUAAGGGCUUCUAGCUGGGCACCUACCUGCCUUAGAGACCUCUUGGGAAUCCUGGUUACAGAGCAAACAUCUGGUUUCUGUCCAACUACUCCUUUGUGGAUCAGUUACAAAAGAUCAGCUCUUGGGACCAGUAGAGUUCUUCUCUGGACCUCCUACAACUGACCUGGACCUUCUAUCAUUGGAUGACCACUGCCGAGGUCUGACCACUUAUUCCGCAUCAUUAGUGGACCUUCUACUGUCGAGACCUUCUACUGGGGCACCUCAUUGUCGAGACCUUCUACUGGGGCACCUCAUUGUCGAGACCUUCUACUGGGGCACCUCAUUGUCAAGACCUUCUACUGGACCCUGUUCCGGUACCAGCCAUGAGCCAGGCCGAAAUGUCCACCUGCUCCAUGCCCCACACCCAACGGGUCUUCCAGGAGGCCGUGCGCAAUGGCAACACCAAGGAACUGCAUUCCCUCCUGCAGAACAUGACCAACUGUGAGUUUAACGUCAAUUCCUUCGGCCCCGAGGGCCAGACUGCUCUUCACCAGUCGGUGAUUGAUGGGAACCUGGAACUGGUGAAACUGUUGGUAAAGUUUGGGGCGGAUAUUAGGCUGGCAAACAGGGACGGGUGGAGUGCGCUCCAUAUAGCCGCUUAUGGUGGCCACCAAGACAUUGUCCUCUACCUGAUCACUAAGGCCAAAUACUCCUCCAGCAGCCGAUAAUCAAGGUGGCGGAGUGAGUGCAGGACUUACAUUCCAACACUCCCUGUCCUUGUGUGUGAGUGAGCGUGCAAGUGUGUUGCAGGGGGAGUGCAAAUCGGAUCAUUUCUUUUUUUUGUUCCCUUUAUAAUGUCUUAAUGAAUAUUAACAGCUGCUUCAGUUCUAUGUAUUGUGAGCCCCCCCCUCUCCCCAAAAUUAUGACUUCAAUUUGUAAGCGGGGUGAUUUCAAGGUACAACUGAGAGUUUGUGGGGUUUUUUGGAUGACAUUUUUUUUGCCUUUUUUUUUUUUUCUUACUUGAUAUGGAAAAGCUGCUCUAGAACCCCCCCAAGUCUGUAGGAAAUCUGGGGGGCUGCAAAGAAAUAUAGAAUUUUUUUUUUUUUUUGAAAAAAAAAAUCACUUUAAAAAAAAACAAACAAAAAAAAAAUCCUUUUCUCAUCUACCUCAGUGUUCUCGUACAGUGUUGCCCCACAGGACUUGAUACUGUAUGUUGCACUUCAGUAACCCCCGUGCCCCUACUUUUGGAAUAUGGGUUUAAAAAAUGCUGAAAAAAUAGACAUUUCAGGUAAUGGGAUGAAAAUAUGUAAAAAUAACCCCACUCCAUUUUUUAAUAAGAAAAAAAAAGUCCCUUUCUUAAAGGCACAGGUUGCUGUUGACAAACAAUCUGGGCUUUUCGGCAUAUUUUUUAUAUAGACAGAUAUUUUGUGUAUGGGGUGGGGGGGCCUUCUGUUUUGCACAGGAGCAAUGGCGCCACCUGCUGUCUGACAGUUACUUGGGCACUGACCUGUUGACUACUGAUCUGCCUGUGUGUGUCCAUGUGUACGCGGGGUAUUAGAACUGCACGUUCACGUUUAAAUGUGUGACCAAUUAGAGAACGAACUGUGAUGCUGCUCUGAUUAAAGGAAAUGAAAAUCACUGGGGGGGGGCGGUUGUGGAUCAGAAUGCAGAAGAAGGGUCACCCUAAAUAGCUGUCUGCACUACCCAUGUACCCCUCAGUUCUAAUUAGGGAUGCAGUGAAUCCAGAAUUCAGUUCGGGAUUAGGCCUAAUCCUUCUGCCUGGCCCAACCGAAUCCUAAAUUGUAUAUGCAAAUAAUGAUUCAGUUUGGUAUUCAGCUGAACCCCUGAAUCCUUCAAAAAAGAUUUGGCCCGAAUACCGUACCGCUUCCUAAUUUGCAUAUGGGGAAAGGGAAAUCGCAUGCUUUUUUGGCACAAAACAAGGAAGUAAAAAAUGUUUUCCCCUUCCCACCCCUAAUUUGUAUAUACAAAUUAGGAUUUUGUUUGGUAUUCAGCUGAACCCCCGAAUCCUUCAAAUAAGACUGAAAACCGAACCGAUUCCCAAUUUGCAUAUUCUUAAUUAGGGCUGAGAAGAGGAACUAGGGAUUCUGUGCAUCCCUACAUCUAAUUACACUUUUAUAUCGAAAGGGAUGGAAAUGUCCAGUUCGUGGGUCAGGCCCAAACAUGGGGUACAUUCCAUUGGGGGGUCCUGUUAGUGCUGUGGCGGGGGGGGGGGGGCUGCUUCUCCCCUUUAUUUUUCAGGGGGAGAAAAGUAAAGUUAAAAUGAAAUGAGCCGGCCUAUCAGAGCUUUGCCCUGUAAUAUAUGUUUUACGCCAGGACUGGCGGGGGGAUGGGCAGCCCAUUUUAAUCUUAAAGACAAUCCACAAUUUAUGGGGGGGGGUUCUUUUAAAUACCCCUGUCACCCCCCCACACAGAGGAGUGAAAAAAGAGAGAAGAAAAAAUGUGUGUAUGGGGGGACCCCCAUUUAUUUAAUCUGUCUACGUGACUAGACUGGCUCUGUUAAUGUGAGCACAGACCUGUGCUUCUGUAUGAAAGGGGAAACGGGGGGGUUAAAUGAAAAGAGAAAUAAAGUGGGGGGGGCUUUUUGUGUAUAAUAAAACAAAUACAGCUUGUUGCACAUUGUGUAAGUGGAUCUGCCACAAUUUAAUGUCAUAAUAUUUAUGAUGUGAAUAUUCUGUGUUCAUCUCAAGGGUUUCAAGCCACUCCCACUUUUUAUUAAAGGGGAACUUCAUUUUUGUU
Xenopus laevis (African clawed frog) is the source of this 2988-nucleotide messenger RNA. It is a transcript of the gene nrarp.L, whose product is annotated as notch-regulated ankyrin repeat-containing protein. Bases 615 to 959 code for a protein of 114 amino acids. NCBI's taxonomy places the organism in Eukaryota, Metazoa, Chordata, Amphibia, Anura, Pipidae. The record is from RefSeq and is a predicted model, not a curated record. The transcript has a single exon.